Haplochromis burtoni (Burton's mouthbrooder) is the source of this 1251-nucleotide messenger RNA. Its product is annotated as GTPase IMAP family member 4. The transcript has 2 exons. The coding region runs from base 88 to 852 and encodes 254 amino acids. Gene Ontology annotation, molecular function: GTP binding. The record is from RefSeq and is a predicted model, not a curated record. Lineage: Eukaryota; Metazoa; Chordata; Actinopteri; Cichliformes; Cichlidae.
AAAGGCAGUUGAAAACAAACUGUACAAACUACAACUACACCACAUCAACUCUCCCAAGACCUCUGAGAUCAACCAGGACCAGGAACCAUGUCCAGUUCUGGGCCGAAGGAGCUGAGGAUUGUCUUCAUUGGAAAGACUAAAAUGUUGACGUCACGAAUUGAAGCCAUCCUGAAAGAAAAGGCUGCGCAGGAAGACUUUACAAUGGUUUUGGUGAAGACUCUGAUCCAAGACAGUCCAAGUCAAGUCGACGAGACAGAAAACACCGAAGUGUCAAAGGAAAUGCAGAAAGGAGCUACAGCAUCCAUCUUUUCUCCUGGUCCCCAUGUGUUUCUGUUCGUGCAAGAGUGGGAGAGCGACUUUAAAAUACAUGACGUGGAGCGAAUGAAACUGGUUAGGGAGUUCUUUGGUGACGAGUCGCUGCGUUACUUUUUACCCUUGAUCACCCACGAAGAUGAAGAGCUGAAACCAAAGGAUAGAAAUGAUAUAAUGAAUUUCAUUGAGACACAAUUUGGGUGUGACAAAGAGAAAUGGAGUGAUAUUGAUGUUCGUAGUGAGAAAGUCCAAGAUCAGGAGAGAAAGUUAGUGGACAAGCUGAGAGAGGUGGCUGAAAACAACCAAUGGGAGUGUUACACAGAGGAAAUGUUCAAGAGGGCACAGGAAGCCCUCUGCCAGAAAAUGCAGGAAUUAGACAAGAAGGGAAGGAAAGAUGAUGUGAAUGACACACUGACCAAAUUUGUUGAGUUGGUAACUGGAGGGGGCGACUUUAGCAAGUUCCUGUUUCAAAUGCAGAGAGAGGUGUCAGACUAUUUCAGCAAAUACACGGAGAAGCUGGCUCAGAAACACAAAAAGUGAGGAUAAAAAUUGGCCUCCAUUCACAAAAGAAUCAAAGAGUUAAGAGCAAGUUAAUGAAAUGACGGAAGGAAAGAUGAGACUUUACUCAUGAACCCAAAAUGAUUGAUUCAUUAAUCCUGUUGUUAUUAAAUCUGCAGCUCGGUCAGAGAAACAAACAAGAUAUUUGAUGUUUUUAAUGCGAGUUAUUAAUCUGACAGACUCGGUUCCUCUGCACACUGAGAUCAAGACAACAAAUAAUCAUGUUUUUAUAUCAUUAUUAUCAUUUGCAUUUUGGCAGAAGUGACAUUUGGACUGGUUCAAUUGGACUCCAUAUUUUCCAGCUGCAACAUUAUAUUCUAAAUGAUUUAAUGCAAAUACUUCUUUUUCCUUUUAUUGAUGGUGAACAAGGCAUAAUGAGGA